Molecule: messenger RNA, 1641 nt
Organism: Cryptomeria japonica (Japanese cedar)
Lineage: Eukaryota; Viridiplantae; Streptophyta; Pinopsida; Cupressales; Cupressaceae
Exons: 3
Coding region: 136-1341 (401 amino acids)
Source: RefSeq, a predicted model, not a curated record
CCUGGGUCAAUUAUAUGCAUAAAGUGUGAGAGAAUACUUCAUGGAGGCAUCAACCGCCUCAAAUACCACCUUGCAGGAAUAGAUAGGCAUGAUGCUAGAGCAUGCCCUGGGACCAGUGAAGAAAUAAAAAGACAAAUGAAUGCCCUACUUGCAGCUGGGGAAGAGAAGAAAUUGCAAAGGGAGAGGGCAAAGCUAGCCAUGAGAUCAGCCAUAGCUGAAUCUCAAGGUGUUUCUAUUGACCUUGAAGAGGAAGAAGAAGCACUUGAGGGCAUAGUGGGCUCUCGACGUGGCCCAUGUAUCCGCAAACCCACCAUCAGCUCGCCCAUUGCUUCUGCUUCCUCUAGUAGAGUACCUGGCCCUGUUCCACUUCCAUCACAACAAUCAGGGUCGAUAGGUGAUUAUUUUGUGCCCAGAAACACACCUGGAGCACAACCAUCAUUAGAGGCUAGUGGAUGGAAUAAGGAGGUACAUGAGAAAACUGACAUUGUAGUUGCUGAUUUUUGGUACUUCAACAACAUUGCAUUCAAUGUGGCGGAGAAUGCUUAUUGGCUGAAUUUGGUGACUGCUAUGACAGUUUCAGGAAAGGGGUACAAGGCCCCUUCUCGCAGGGAUUUGAGUGGGAGGUUGCUCACAAAUGCAGUUGCUAGGGCAAGAGAAGUGAUGGAGGAUCAAAAAAUUGAUUGGGCAAAUUAUGGCUGCACCAUUCUUUCUGAUGGGUGGACAGAUGGCAAGAACCGCACCAUCAUCAAUUUUUUGGUUGCUUGCAAGGACAAUGUAGUGUUCUUGAAAUCUGUUGAUGCCUCCAACAAGGUGAAAAAUGCAGAAACAUUGGCUGGAAUGUUGGAGCAUGUCAUCAUGGAGGUGGGGGUAGAGAAUGUGGUGCAAAUCAUCACAGAUAAUGCAGCAGCAUAUGUGUCAGCAGGAAGAAUCCUCCAAGAGAGGCACCCCACUCUUUUUUGGACACCUUGUGCAGCACAUGUCCUUGACCUUCUUUUGGAGGACAUAGGAAAACUUGAGUGGGUGACUCCAAUUGUGGAAGAUGCAAGGAGGAUCACCAAAUAUAUCUACAAUCACCCUUGGGUCCUAAAUUUGAUGAGACAACACACGCAAGGGAAAGAUUUGGUGAGAGCUGGUGUCACAAGGUUUGCAACGAUUUUCUUGACGUUGCAAAGCAUUCUUGCAGCAUUGACUUCUUUGAAACAAAUGUUUGUGAGUGGAGAAUGGCUUAACUCACCUUAUUCAAAGAAGCCUGAAGGAGAGGCUGUCGCAUGCAUAGUCUUCGACAACCAAUUUGCACAAAGGGUUGCAGAGAUUGUGAAGGUUGUUACUUCAAAACUUUAAUUUUUAAAUUUUAGUUAUUCUUGAUUCAAGUCUCUCAUUACUAAUUUGUAACUUCAUUAUUUAAAUUUUGAUCUUUUUGUAAUUUGUAUUUUUCAAUUGUAGGUGUCAGAGCCCUCGGUUUGAGUUCUUCGCUUGGUGGAUGGGGAUAAAACCCCAAUGGGAUAUCUUUAUGAGGCCAUGGAUAGGGCCAAAGAGUCUAUCAAAAAUUACUACAAGGGGGAUAGGCUCAAAUUUGAUCCCAUUUGGGAAAUUGUUGAUAGGAGGUGGAACAAUCAGCUCCACCAACCCAUUCAUGCAGCA